AAAGCCAAAGCAUAAGAACAAGAGAUGUUAAAAGAACAAACCAUACGCAAAAAGAAAGACUCUUUCUUCUCCGUUCUCUCUCUCACUCUAUAUAUAUCUAAAGAGAGAGAGAGAGAGAGUGUGUGUGUGAAAGGUGGAGAAAAAAACAAAGACAGAGUUCAAAUACGUUAAGAUGAUGAUGAUGGAGCUUUUGGAUCAUUAACCAUUAUUUUUGUUUUCAUCUCUUAAUAAUUUGUUAGUUUUAAACCUUAAACGGCAAAUGGCUGUUCAAGCUCAACACCAUUCCUCCAAUCUCAUCUUCCUUAAUCACAGAAACGGUAAAGAAGAGGAACGAGAUUUCUCGUUGCAAUCACAGGCUGGAGAAUUUCUUGAUCAAACCAAUAUGUUGUUCAACAAUGGUGGUGGUUCUAAUUCGAGCAAAAGAGGAAGAACAACGAGCAAUCAGCAGUUUCCCCAAGUUAUAGACUUAUCUCUAUUACACAACCAACAUCAUCAUCCGCCGUCGAAUAUGGUCUACACAGGACUCCGAUUGUAUUCCGGCGAAGAACAGACACAAAAGAUUAGUACUCAGUUUCAGCAGAAUAGUCAAUACCGGAAUCUUGUCUCCGAUCCGUCUGAAGAUGUUCUCGCUGCACAUAUCAAUAGGCAAAGCGAAGAACUCGAAGAAUUUCUUCAUGCCCAGGCGGAGGAGCUACGGCGUACGUUAGCGGAGAAGAGGAAGAUGCACUAUAAAGCGCUUAUUUCUGCCGUGGAGGAGCCGUUGGUUCGUAAGCUGAGGGAGAAAGAGGCAGAGAUACAGAGAGCCACGCGCCGUCACAAUGAGCUGGAGGCGCGUGAGGCGCAGCUUAAAGCCGAGGCUCAGGCUUGGCAAGCGAGAGCCAUGGCGCAGGAAACCGCCGCCGCGUCGCUUCAGGCUCAGCUUCAUCAGGCCGUUAACGUACACGGCGGUGGCGGUGUGUCGGCGCAAGAUAGUAGAGCGGCGGAGGAAGAGCUAUUGUGCGCAGGUGGAGUCAGCGGAUUGGGUGAUGCCGAAUCGGCCUACGUGGAUCCGGAAAGGGUGACGCGGCCGAGAUGCAAAGGUUGCCGGAAAAGGGAAGCGACGGUGGUGUUGUUGCCGUGUCGGCAUCUGAGCAUCUGCCCGGAAUGUGACCGGUCAGCUCUAGCCUGCCCGCUAUGUCUCACGUUGCGGAACUCGAGUGUUGAAGCGAUCCUUUGCUAAAUGGGCCAAAAUUUAAGCCCAUUAGUUUGUCAAUUGUACAUAAAACAUUUUAAGAAUAUGAAUUAAACAAAAAAAAUUGGUAAAUACUGUACACACAAAAACUUUUAGUAUGAUACCAGACUGUAUUCUU
Messenger RNA from Eutrema salsugineum, 1349 nucleotides. RefSeq names its product probable BOI-related E3 ubiquitin-protein ligase 2. Bases 260 to 1219 code for a protein of 319 amino acids. The transcript is spliced from 4 exons. The record is from RefSeq and is a predicted model, not a curated record. NCBI's taxonomy places the organism in Eukaryota, Viridiplantae, Streptophyta, Magnoliopsida, Brassicales, Brassicaceae. Gene Ontology annotation, molecular function: ubiquitin-protein transferase activity.